This is a messenger RNA of Seminavis robusta, 2028 nucleotides long. Lineage: Eukaryota; Bacillariophyta; Bacillariophyceae; Naviculales; Naviculaceae. The record is from the annotation of a GenBank genome assembly.
AUGUUAUUGCACUCUGGCCACAAUCCCAUGCACGAGUUUAGCGCCGAAGAGGACCCCGUGGGCGCGAGGGCGGAUCGUGACAACAACGAUCUGUCAGAGACAUCGUCGUCCAUUUCAGAGCAUGUAUUUCCCAUCGAGAGACCCACAGGUUUUCCUUAUUAUGCUGGGACUAGCACCAUAAGCAGCAGCGCUGGUGGUUCUAACGAAAAUUUCAGAAAAGAAGAUGUGGGAAGUUCCAAGCUUCUCUUCAAGAAAUCAGAAGAUUGUGUGGCGACCUUUUUGCCCGCAAUUUACAUUUCUUGGGCUGUCGGUGUCCUUGUCGGUGUUCCCUUUCUUGUGUACAGCAGCAUCCCCGAGUCAACGCUUUUUGGAAAUAUUCUUGUCAUCCGAAACUUCUGGGAUGCCCUUCUGCGGAUCUCAAAUGCACCCAUCGCUAUCUUGUCGCUCAUGACUGCCGUGUAUUUUGCCCCCUGCAUCUUGACACAUUGCAAAUACCCUCACGACGAAACUGUUGACUAUAAUGACCCAUGGUCGCUGCGAAUAUCACAGUGGACGGGCGCUUCUCCCCAAAAAUCUCGGUCCUGGGCACGCAAACUCCGGUCGUUUUUGCUGUCGCCGCAUGGCAUGAGCUUUGUCAUGACUCUGGCGAUUGCCAUCCCUCUUAACACCACCACUUCCCUCCCCAUCAUUCAUCCCGGAUGGCUAUGGUACCCCUUUGGUUGGUUCAGCUACAGGGUCUACCACACAGCUGACUUGGCAUCUGCAAUGGAGGGUCUCUGCCUCGACCAAGAUGUGCAUGACAUUCAUCUCCCUCGCAAAAGCUGGACUCCAGCGCUCCGGUUGGGAACCAGUAGCAGUGAUGACCGUCAACACCUUCCUCUUUGUCUGACAGAGAGCCAAUGGGAUUUCCUCAGUGCAGGUGCUAUCUCAAGCACCAGCAAGCAAGAUGUCCGAUCCGUCCUCAAGGGCCUCGGAUAUGCGCAAGACCCCAAGGCUGGCCUCGCAGUGGCUGUCUUGGGCAGGGACGUCAUGGACAAAAUCAAACCCUUGAGGGAAAACAUGGAUGCCCUCCAUCGUUUCUUUUCCAAUCUAUCAGUUGUGAUUUUUGAGAAUGACAGUUCCGAUGGUUCUCGUGAAGUGUUCAAACAGUGGGCUGCCGAAGCAGAUCUCGGGUAUCGAGUUGACCUGAUGGAAUGUGCAGAAGCCAAAGACUGCAAGCUAGGAAAACUGCACCGAGACAAUCCCAACAAGAAGCAAGAUUUCGCCCACUCAUCAGCUACCGGAGAUAUGGACGUCUACCGUCAACGAAUGGUAGACUACAUCACCGACCUCGACAACACUCUUCUGGGAGAACGACCUGAGAAUGCUGUUGCCUGUUCGGGACGCCAGCUCCUGGCUGGUUCCUGGGGAACUGAAGCAAUCCCUUAUGAUUUCUGCGCUUUUCGGGCUUGGGCCACUCUUGCGAACCACCGCAUUUUGAGUCUACAUGAAUCAUUCUGUGCACUAAUGCCUGAGGGCGAGCGAUGGAGGAAUGCCUGUAAUUCACUCUCCCCUUUUCUCCAAGCGGAAAUAAGGCGUGCUGAUCGGGCACCAGCUGAUCAGGGAGCCUUCUACAGAGUUGAAUCGGCCUUCAAUGGAGCCGCCCUCUACCCCCUGGAUCUUAUUCGCAUAUCUAAAGCCACAUACGAUUCUGGGGAAGAUGGACAAAGAUGCGAACACGUUGGUUUCCACUUGCAUUUAAGAAAGCCCGUGUAUACCAACCGAAAGUGGGACAUGCACAUGGACCCCAACAACCCAGCCGGUCCCACUGGAUGGAGAGCCAAGAAGAUUGUCAAUUACGUUUCUGGAAAUCCUUUUCUCGUCAUGAUGCUGAUCAUAACUGUGUUUACCUCCUACAUGCUCUUUGUGCAUUCCUUUGUCCUCUUGGGUGUCUACAUGGUCUACCCUAUCAUGGCACCACUUUGGGCGCAAGCCAAGAGCAUUCAAAGAAUGCUUUCCUCACCGCAACACAAGCGAAGAAGUGAAUGA